Molecule: messenger RNA, 1401 nt
Organism: Cladophialophora carrionii CBS 160.54
Lineage: Eukaryota; Fungi; Ascomycota; Eurotiomycetes; Chaetothyriales; Herpotrichiellaceae
Exons: 2
Coding region: 1-1401 (466 amino acids)
Source: RefSeq, a predicted model, not a curated record
AUGCCACGCGCAUUGUGGCCCAAAGAACAGGUUGCAAAACUUUUCGAGUACUUGGAAAAGUACCCUUCCCAAUUUCAGGACGUUGAUGCAAGAAAGACGCAUGGCUACCCAGGUGCUGCAAAGUACAUCUCUGAAAUGUUCAACGUCGAGCAUCCUUGGACGGCCCAACAGAUUGCCAAAAAGUUCUCCAAUCUAGCAUCCAGCAACAAUAUCACAACAGAAAAGCUGUUCAAAUAUGGAAGGUCCUGCUUAGAUCAGUCAGCUCUUAUUGACGAUACGCAAGCGGAUAGCGAGUCACUUGCAUCCAACACAAGUGACGUUGGAGAAAUCCGUCAUGGUACUCUGAAUGUCACUACUCUUCCCACACGGCAGCGCAAUAACACAAUUUCCAAAGCCGAGUUUCUCAACAGCAAAGAAUCUGAAAAUGCAAGUCAUUUCGUGGAAAGUGCGGGUGGGACCGAAGAACUGUUGCUCCGUGGCCCAAAGGUACAACGCCUGGGAAUGUCAGACAAAGUGGUCCGUCAAGAGAUGGGAGAUCUUUCUAACAAGAUCGCCGCUAUCGUUCGCUUCUACAGAAAAUCCGGUGCUGGGUUUGCUACAUACCCAUCAUUUCGAGUCAUCGACCAAAAACACCCCAGGCUUUGCGCUAUCACGAAGCAGGUCUUCUGCGUGGAGGGCCAGCCUUCUCUGUUUGAAAGUGUCGUGGACCUAGGUAUCAAAGUCAAACAAGAAGAACUGUUAAGGAGUCAAAUUGGAGUCGCAACACUCCGCUGGGCCUUGGACACUGAGUUCCCCGAGAUCUUCAGUGACAAAAACGUCGUGUUGCGCCGGACUCACUCAUACAUACGAGACACAUACGGCCCCCUCAUGGAGAUCGAGGUUCGACAAAAUGUGUUGCAGUCACUUAUCGAUGAAGACAACUUCCAGCGUAAUCAUUUGCUAAUUAGUGCAGCUGAGAAAGCAAAGGAUCUAGCGGAUGCUCUGUCAGUGCUACUUUCUGAUGAUCAAGACAAUGGAAAUAUCUGCAUGCCUGGAGGUGAAGGACCACCAGGAUCGUGGAGUGACCGGCAAAGGGAGAUCCGUCCUAUAUUCGAGAAAGCUCUGUCGAUAUGCUGCCAACUCAAACUGAAUAUGCUCGAUAAAUAUUCUUUUAUUUGGCCAGCGCCAGGCGACAAAUUCGACAUUGAGAAGAUGAUGACUGAAGAGCACAACGACAGUCAACUUGGUCCAGAGACGCGAGUCCGACUCACAAUUUUCCCAGGCAUUGUGGCAUAUCCCAAUAUGAAUUUCUGUAAUGGUUAUGGAAUGAACGGGACUCCAAAAUACAAUGGAAUGCGAAGCGCAAGUGGUGUCGUGGUCGCGCAGGCAUUGGUUUUAGUUCAUACACCAGGAAAGCUCUAG